Messenger RNA from Adineta ricciae, 403 nucleotides. The record is from the annotation of a GenBank genome assembly. NCBI's taxonomy places the organism in Eukaryota, Metazoa, Rotifera, Eurotatoria, Adinetida, Adinetidae.
AUGAUAAACGCUGUGUCUAUAACAACCAUGUUAGCUAAUCAUGUUGCAAAAAAAGAUUCUUACCGUCCUUCAGGAAAUCUUCGUGAGCAGCAGCUUGCUGAUCAUUUAUAUCAAAUACUCGACAACGUUAUAACCAGUUCAUCAUACGAAGUAGAAGAUGAGAACACUCUCGACUACGACGAUUUAUUUGAUGAUGCACACGAGGACGAACAGUGUGAUGUCGAAGCAGACGAAGAAAAUGGUCCCUCUUUCUGCGCUGUAGAAGAUGAAGAUGAGCUUGGAGACGACGCUUUACUUCAAAAGUUUUCCCUUGAAUACAUGACAAACGUCAUUGACUUCUACAACGAGAUCGACACAACUACUGGAAAACGAAAACAUACAUGGAAAAGUGUACAACAUCGAU